Molecule: messenger RNA, 1759 nt
Organism: Babjeviella inositovora NRRL Y-12698
Lineage: Eukaryota; Fungi; Ascomycota; Pichiomycetes; Serinales
Exons: 1
Coding region: 95-1642 (515 amino acids)
Biological process (GO): DNA-templated DNA replication; rRNA processing
Cellular component (GO): nuclear pre-replicative complex
Molecular function (GO): protein binding
Source: RefSeq, a predicted model, not a curated record
UUUCCACGCAAAACACGCCGAUAAAACAAACUGCAACGCCCAUUUUUGUAGUUAAAUCAUUGAUUCGUGCAUUUCCUUACCCUCUAAUCACUCAAUGGACGAAGCUGUGUUCUACAUCUCCCAGGGCUCUCCUUCUGCGGCCACCUCCACUGGUAAAUCGCACCAGGACAACGCUACCACCGCGAUGAUCACCUCGAUGCAUUCAUCACACCAGUACUCUGCUUUCCGCCAGGCUACGUGUCCGACCAACGGUGCUAUCAUGACCGGCUCUCCAUCCUCCGGCGAGCGCCUCUUUGUCUCGUGCCCCGGCAAGGCGCUUAUGCAUGUGUACUCGUACGGGAAGGAAGCUCCUGACCAGCGUAUACCGUUGCCUGAGCAGCUUGCGUGUCUCACUUUGGUGCCACACCCGCUCAUGGGGUCUACCACCAGCGGUACGCUUGCCACGGGCAACCAGAAGCCGCAGUUCCGUCUCCCCUGGUUACUUGUUGGUGGUGGCAUCAGCGGCCGCCUUUUUGUGUGGGAGUUGGCCCUGGGAUUGCUCCUCUCCGUUAGAGAAGCGCACUACCAGUCGGUAACGUGUUUACAAGCGUCAAAGUCUGGCUCCUAUCUCACCUCGGCCGGCAAAGACGGGAGACUUCUCGUGUGGAGAACGGCCGACCUCGUGGGUCUCUACACCUCGAACCUAGCAACCUCGGCCUCAGUCGAUGACUUUGACGAGUCCCGCAUGCAGAAGCCCGUCUGGUCGGUCUCGGACCACACGUUGCCAGUCACCGCCGUGUGUGUCACGGAGUCUGCGUUGCUCAACGACACCAAGGUCUUUACCGCCUCCUUGGACGGGACCAUGCGUGUGUACGACCUCCUCACUGCCAAGCUCCUCACCACCUUUGUCGUUUCUGCCGAGGGCGUUAGAUGUAUGGUGCUUGACCCGAGCUUGAGAGCCGUGUACGCUGGUUUAGCCGAUGGCCAGGUCAGACGUAUACCGUUGUACCAGGCAAACACUGCCACCAACAUCGUUGAGGCUGUGGGUGGUUGCGGUAAGAUCAUCACCUUGGACACCGAUCCGAGCAUGAACCACACGUUUGCGCUUUCUGCCCAACAGCAGACCGCAACACAAAAGGUUGCAGUCACCUGUCUUGCCAUCUCCAUGGACGGCACCUUCCUUGUCUCUGGGGACUCCCAAGGUGGGGUCUACAUCUCCGAUGUUGCCACCAGACAGAUCAUCAAAACGUUGAAGCCGUUACACGGCGCCAUUUCGCAACUCCAAGUCUUCCGGGCCACGGCCAGCGACAACUCCGGCGAGCUCGUAUCCAAGAACGACAAGGCACACCGCUUGAUUCCGCAGUUGAAGCGAGUAAUUGCCUCUGCUGAUGUCCGCGAGCAUGAUAUUGUGAUGGAGGUGCCGAGUCUUGAUGACGAAGAGGAGACGUUUGAAGCGUGGUUGGACGAGGUCAAGAGACAGGAGUUGGCCUUCAAAAACUUGACCGCAGUUGACUCCGAGGUAAAGGUCACUGGGGAGAACAAUGGCAAGGUUGCUGACUUGGAGUCCCAGGUCAAGAAGAUGACCCAGGCCUACACUGAGUUAAGAAAGAUGCACGAGGAGUUAUUCAACGAACACAGCAAGUUGCUCAAGGAGGGCAAGUAGGUGUUUCAUCCCUUGGGGGAGCAAACUUUGUUUCCAUUCCAUCGCGGAAGCGAUCGUUCAUAGUCUUUGAUUUGUUGAAGUAUUGUCAUAUAUUGUAUAAUAGAGCUAGUUACAGAA